GUACGAAGACUCGCCAAGAUUACCGUAGAGUUAAGCAGUUUUAAAGAAUCAGUUCGGUCGUUUUUGCUGGUGUCAAUUUUACGAGUCGCGACUCGCCAAAAGUACCAGCGACACAACGUCGUUCCUACUGAACAGUCGUUACGGUGCGGCGGAACGGUUAAAACUACCGGACUUUAUAACAGCAGAAACGACUGUGUUAUUUUUCCAUUGUAAUCCCGAGCCUUAGCUUACCGACCUCCCGAUAAAAACGGCGCUAUCCGUUCCUUCCGAUUUCCAGUAUACAGAAGGCGCGUCUUUAUCGUUUCCCUCCUGCACACGUCCCUCUCGCGCCGAUCGUAGCAUCGCGCGCAGAGUGUGACGGCCGCGACCUUCCUCCCUCCCGCGCUUUUUGAGACUACCGGUGCCUGCGCUCUGCUCGUCUCCUGUGUCCCACCUCUAUAAUACUGGUCGCGACGACACGGCCAACUCCUGUCAGUUCUGCACGAGCCGGCGAGCGCUUGCCAGGGCCGACUCGUAUCAUCAUCCACCUUCCUUACUUUCGCCAAGUACCAAGAGACGAGGAGAGCAAACUCGUAUUUCUCGAUCGAUUUUUCACGAUCGAUCGCCGCCGCGAGUAUCCUGGAUAGCUGCUGCUGUGAUCGAGCCCUCGGCGCCGCGUCACGCUCAUUGGCUACUGUGGAAUCUUAUUCUGUGAUUUUCCGAUUUGAAACAUGGAACUGAAUAUGUUGAGGCUAAAACAUAUAUUCCUAGUUAUUAGUUGCUUCCUACUACAGCUUCCUAAGGAUGCCGGAGUCUGGGGACACGGGCGACUAAUGGACCCGCCAGCGCGCAACAGCAUGUGGCGCUUUGGUUUCCCGAACCCUGUCAACUACAACGAUAACGAGCUUUUCUGCGGAGGGUAUGCAGUGCAAUGGGUCCAGAACGAGGGUAAGUGUGGUACGUGCGGUGACGCUCAUCACCUGUCGGAACCAAGGCCUCAUGAAGCCGGCGGAGAAUACGCCAAGGGAACGAUUGUCAGGCAUUAUCAAGUUGGACAGGAAAUCGACGUCGAAGUAGAACUCACGUCCAAUCAUCAAGGUUACUUUGAAAUGUACGUUUGUCCUAACAACAAUCCCGCUAAGGAAGCCUCGCAAGACUGUUUCGACCGGUACCCACUGUACUUGUCUGGAACCAAGGAUGUUAGAUUCGUAAUACCAUCGGACUCCGAAAAGAAGGCCAUUUUCCGUUACAAAGUAACGCUGCCACCUUACCUCACCUGUUCUCAAUGUGUUCUUCAAUGGACUUAUUAUACAGGAAAUAUGUGGGGAACUUGCGACAAUGGCACUGAAGCUGUCGGUUGCGGUAAGCCCGAGACUUUCAGAAACUGUGCGGACAUUAGUAUUAUUACGAGUGCAGCAGGCCUGCCGCCCAUAUUCGUACAGCAGGACAAUCCCUUCCUGCUCUACUACAGAGAUUACAACUCGCCCAAUAUUUUCCCUCUUAUCGUCAGAUCUCAAGUAUGUGUGCCAAACGAUCUCUACCGCCGUGUGCCAGGAAUGGAUUCGUGGUGUCAAACGAAUUGCUUGCGGUAUCCGCCAAACUGCCCUUCAUCUAUUUGCAACUGCCCAGAAGUUUGUGAACCUGUUGGAGAAGUUGCUGGCAAAGAAGGAGCGACAGAAUACUGCUUAGAUGAGUGUUUGGUCUACCCUAGCAAGUGCCCAGCUAAGCGAUGUCGGUGCUACUGAUUCCUAAACUAGAACUGACAAUAAACAACUCGAUGAAAGUUAUUAUGACGGUGCAAGUCCGUGAACCUUGUUAUAAAUUAUGUAUACGUUUGUUGACAAAUUUAAAAAUGAGUCUUUCAUCAAAUUGUUAAAAUUGCAAUAUAAAUGCGCACAUUAUGUAUAAUUUUUGCAAUAAUUGUGAUAGCUAAACUAAUACUUGCAAGAUCGAUAAAUUUUAUCAAAAUAAUAAAAGUUUAUUGACGUAA
This is a messenger RNA of Nasonia vitripennis (jewel wasp), 1969 nucleotides long. RefSeq lists its product as uncharacterized. The record is from RefSeq and is a predicted model, not a curated record. Bases 711 to 1724 code for a protein of 337 amino acids. Lineage: Eukaryota; Metazoa; Arthropoda; Insecta; Hymenoptera; Pteromalidae. The transcript is spliced from 9 exons.